Molecule: messenger RNA, 1021 nt
Organism: Bursaphelenchus xylophilus (pine wood nematode)
Lineage: Eukaryota; Metazoa; Nematoda; Chromadorea; Rhabditida; Aphelenchoididae
Source: the annotation of a GenBank genome assembly
AUGCGGGCAUUAUUCUUGCUUUUGGUGAUAAAUCUUUUCACUUCCGAGUCCUUGUCCAAUCACACCAAUUAUGAAGAGGGUCUCGCUGAAUUUGCCCUGGACUUUGCCGCGGCUGCCUAUGCUGUAGAUCCAGCCAAAUGUAUUCGAAAACACGGCCUUUCCAUCCUUAUCCAGGCCAAAGUAGCAUGCGAUUAUGCCUACGAUCAGGUGAUUGCUCGUUUUUUCAAGUUUAAGUUCUAGUGCUGGGCAUUUGUGGCUUACAAUGACAGUAUUGUCGUCACUGCAAUCCGAGGGACUCAGACCAAGCUACAGCUGAUAACAGAACUCGUUGAGACCAUGUCGGCCCCCAAGAGGCCUUUUCCCUCCGGGGGUUCAGUGCAACGUUAUUUCUACAUCGCUGUGAAAAGUCUCUGGAAACAAGGAUUCGGGGAAAAGUUGAAGAAAUUAGCCGAGGUACGCACCCAUCCUUACGGUCAAUAUUUUCCAGCAACUUCCAAAUGCCCGUUUUCUAUUCACCGGUCAUUCCCUGGGCGGCGCAUUGGCCUCGUUGACCAGUUCUCUAUUUGCCUUUCAGCAAAAGGACAAAGUGACUUCAGACCGAAUCUUCUUGAUCACUUUUGGUCAACCUCGAGUGGGGAAUAUGGACUAUGGCGCUGGCCAUGACUCGUUGGUCCCUCAAUCCUGGCGCCUCAUCCAUCGGUAUGACAUCGUUGCCCAUCUGCCUUACUGUUACGAGUCUUUGUGGAGUCGACAAUGUUCAGGGCUCUACAAUCAUGGUCCUUACCAUCAUGGAACCGAAAUCUGGUAUCCAGAGAGUAUGGGUGGUACCUCUAACUACCUUCCCUUAUAUAGAAUAUGCAAUGGAACUCCGCAGAAUGAAGAUCAGAUAUGCAGGUAAAAAGGGAAUCAGCUUAUCAUUUUUUUUAGUAAUUCGGCCUACAUUCACUACAAUGUGGCUGACCACUUACUCUACUUUAACAAAACAGUAUCUGAUUACGGCGAAGCUGGAUGUCCGGCAUAA